This is a messenger RNA of Pochonia chlamydosporia 170, 1998 nucleotides long. RefSeq names its product IQ calmodulin-binding domain-containing protein. NCBI's taxonomy places the organism in Eukaryota, Fungi, Ascomycota, Sordariomycetes, Hypocreales, Clavicipitaceae. The transcript has 2 exons. Gene Ontology annotation, cellular component: SAS acetyltransferase complex. The record is from RefSeq and is a predicted model, not a curated record. Gene Ontology annotation, molecular function: histone acetyltransferase activity. Bases 1 to 1998 code for a protein of 665 amino acids.
AUGGACCACCAGCUCAGUGCAUCAAACACGGAAAAUCCUGGCACCUCCGACGAAAAAAUCGAAAACAUUGAACAGACCAGAACCACCAUCGAGAACACCGAGCAACGCGUCGUUGAUAUCGAGACUGAUUCCUCAGCAGACGGCGACAGACAAUGCCAGGCCUCGCCAUCAUCGCCAAUGGCCUCCGUCACCCGCUCCAACCGGCGAGCUGAGGGCCUUCACCAUCCGCACCAUGGCCAUCAUCAUCACCCCCAUCCCCAUCCGCACCCGCAGCAGCAUCCGCAUCACCUCACCAACCCCCUCACGCGUACCGGCAACCCAACCGCCAGCCUGUUUGCCUCGAGCGACGGCGUCGGCCGGGGCGGUCGUCAGAAACGAACCCUCGAACCUGCCGACCGCGAUAUCGAUGCCUUGAAGCCCAAGAAGACGCGCAUCGCCGUCGAAAUCCUCGCCAGACACCAACCACCACCUGUCCAAGGUGUGCGGACUGCGACGGUUGUUCAGCCUCCGCCGAUACCGCGACCUGCAACAGCCGUGCCUGUGCCUGUGCCAGCACCUCCAGCUGCACUUGCACCUCCAGCGCCCAUCACAAACAACAACACCGCGAUACACAAACCUGUCCCGACUACAACAGUUGCUCCGCCGUCUAGGCCGACUCCUACUUCUGUGAUUGCACCGCCAGUUGCAGUCCCUCCUGCUGUGAAUUCUGGCAAUGCAGUCUCAACUCCGCCUGUGCCUGUGCCUGCACCCACCCCCAAGCCAAGACCACCACUUGAACUGGACCAAAAUCUCACCAAACACCAGGCCAAAGUUAUCAAUGGUAUCAAGGCCGAACUUGAUCGGUUGCAGCCGCAGCCCAUGUCCACCCGCGAACAAGGGCGUAAACUGCGCUCGCAGGAGGCUACUCGAUUCAAGAAUUUAUUGAACCUAGAAACGCCAAUUGUGGUGGUUGACUCCAAUCCUCGACGCGUCAUUACAGAAGCCUCAAAGGGUGCACUUGCACGAGCGCAACAGCAGCAGCAACAACAUCAAAUCCGCACCACCGAGUUUCCUGUUCGCGGUUAUGGUGACUCUUUGUACACCGACGUGUUUGAUUCACAGAGAAUCGAUUUCCGAUUCUUGGAAACCCAGCAAAAUAAUAAGAACCUCGAUGAUCCAUUACCAGAUCGUCUGUUUGAGCCUUCGCACAGGAGAGCCGAACGACUAGAGCGAUCAAUACGCAACACAGAAAAAGGACGUGCUCAGCAUGAAAAGGACCAAAUAAUUCGGCUAUUGGAGGGCCUCCAGGGUCACGACUGGCUGAGAGUAAUGGGAGUGAGUGGUGUAACUGAAACCAAGAAGAAGUCCUUUGAGCCUGCACGUACAUACUUUAUCAAGGGCUGUCAAAGCAUAUUAGAAAAGUUCCGAACAUGGAAUCUGGAGGAGAAGCGGCGAAAACUAGAGAAGGAAAAGGCAUUACAGGCAGAACAAGAAGCCGCACUGGCGCAAGAGGAGGAUCAGCAAGAAACGCCCCUCAAAACAGAGAUUGCGGACUCAGCCUCAGAAGAUGAUGCGGACGAGAGCGAAGACGGCCAAGACCAAGGCUCUAGCAAGAUGGACCACGGUGCAGACGAAGUCAUAGAAGACGUCGAAGAGGUCGUGACCUCACAGAGCGAUACCAGCGAUGCAUCACCUGCUAAGCAACUUCGGCAAGAAGCUCUGGCAAGAUCACAGUUGGCUGCUGCAAAUGCUAGGAAGUUGAAGGCGCCGCCACGGUCCACACCUCCAAAGGCAGCAGAGCCGCCAAAGGAGCUCACUUCGUUCUUCAGCAAGAAGUACGAGCGCGAUAGCGCCCUCAACCGAACACGUCGCACGGGCCGGAAGGUGCUGGCUUGGGGCCACCCGAUUCCAGACAUGGAGGAGGUUGACUUCGUCUUGCCGCAAGAUUAUCGCGAUGAGGAGUUACUGAAAUCCCGGGCGCGCAAGAAACGAAGAGACAAGCGCAACAGCCGGCCUUGA